Molecule: messenger RNA, 1046 nt
Organism: Colossoma macropomum (tambaqui)
Lineage: Eukaryota; Metazoa; Chordata; Actinopteri; Characiformes; Serrasalmidae
Gene: sod3b
Product: superoxide dismutase 3, extracellular b
Exons: 2
Coding region: 144-737 (197 amino acids)
Biological process (GO): removal of superoxide radicals
Molecular function (GO): copper ion binding; superoxide dismutase activity
Source: RefSeq, a predicted model, not a curated record
AGAGGCCUUGUUUACGCCCCUUUGUUAUGAAACUCUGAAGGGAGAGUGUGUAGUUCUAUAACUACAGGCAGAUAGUCAAACUGACCGUUAGAAUCAAGUACUGGACCAGGUAGGACCACUAACCCAUUCAGAAAUAACAAGAAAUGAAGUCCAUGCAGCUUGCACUCCAUCUGGUGGUCGUGCUUGGUUGCCAGUUUUGUAGACCUAUGUCAAAUGAAGCAUUCCCAUCGGAGUAUAAAACAUUCAGUGGGUCACUGUAUGCCUCCUGCCGGAUGCGUCCAAACACUCAGCUGUCUCCUGGCUCACCUAAAGUGUAUGGGCAAGUUCUUUUUAAACAAACCGGCCCAGAGGGAAAGCUAAGAGUGAGUUUCAGGUUGCAUGGCCUUCCUGCAUCGAUUCAUCACGCAAGAGCAAUUCACAUUCACCAGUAUGGUGACCUGAGCGAAGGAUGCACCUCCACUGGUGGCCAUUACAACCCUUCAGGAGUCAACCACCCACACCACCCAGGAGAUUUUGGGAAUUUUGUUUCUCGGAAUGGGAAAAUUCGUCAAUCAGUGGAUUCCGAGGCCACACUGUUUGGGGGGCUAUCAGUGCUAGGGCGGGCUGUCAUUAUUCAUGAGAAGGAGGACGAUAUGGGCCUAGGAGGAGACACGGGAAGUCUGUUGCAUGGCAAUGCAGGCAGACGAUUGGCAUGCUGUGUGAUUGGAAUGAGCACUGCACAAUUCUGGAACAAGUAACAUCAGUGAAUUAAUCUUUGAAUUUAUAUUCGUUAGUAGUAGUAGCCAGUACAACUUUAACCAGCUAAUUUAUGCUGUAUGUAUGCUACAUCAAAGGACAGCUACUACACUGCAGCACUGCCCUGUACUUUUUGUCCAUUGCUGAUGCCAUAAAUUAGAAACAAAUAGUUGUAAAAACAUACAUUUCUAUUUGCAUGCUUUCUGAGCUGUAGAAGCAUUAAUAUACUGACUUCCAAUUUAGCACUCUGUACGGAGCCCCUAAGGGGCUGUGGUUAAAAAAAAAAAAGUUAAUGACAUUGCAUUCCCUCG